GACGGCGGCGGCGGCAGCGACGAGUUCUCCUCGUUCCUGAACCGAUCUCUCCGGGUCCCCCAGCUGAUCUUGCCCGAUAAGGUCCUCCAUCGAGAGACCGCGGCCCCGUGGGCCCCACCGGAGGUCGAUCUAGGGUUUCUAGAUGACGGGGCCUUGAUCUCGGCGGCGAGAUCGGCUGGGUGCUUUCAGAUCGUGAAUCAUGGGAUUGAGAGGAGUUUGAUUGAGGAGGUUGGGGUUUUGGCGGGAAAAGGGUUCAGGCUACCGCUGGAAAAGAAGAGGGAGGUGAUCAGAACUGAGGAAGGAGUUUGGGGGUUUGAGGAGGCGGCGGAGGAGGAGGAGGAGGUUCUGUGGUGGAGUGAGGGGGGAAAUGAGGAUUUGGCGGGAAUUUGGAGUCAUGGGUAUGUGGAGUUCAGGGACAAAAUGCACCGCCUCUGUGGAGAAAUGGAGAAAAUAGCCAACAAAAUCACCGCGGUUUUGUUACAAAACAACGCAGAGGUCUCAGAGCCAGCAGCACUAUCAAUCGCCGGCGCCUCGGCCAUUUCUCUCCGCAAAAAUACUCAGAAAAGGGCUCGUGACGUGGGGACUAGAGAGGGUUUGCUGAAGCACGAGGUACUGCAGAUGCUGCUGAGAGACUCGGUUUGCUCCCACUCUUUGUGCCUUCGUGUUUGUCAAGGCGCUUCCAGGUUCUGCGUGUACUCCAAGAGUAAGAAAGGUUGCGUUUAUUUCCCCGUCAAAGACGAAGCUAUUAUUGUUACUUUUGGCGAGCAGAUCCAGAUAUCGAGUGGUGGGCUCUGCAAGCACGCGAUUGGGAAGCCGGUUUAUCAGGAUGAAGGUAGAGAUUCAUCAGUCUCCAUCGAAUUCUUUUACUCUCAUCCGCCCUCCUCUCGCGGCAGCAGUAGAAAUAUCGGAGGACCGAGGAUCGUAUCCCUUGCUGAGCAAAUAAUGAUAGCAGCGUGCCUCGCUUUUCUCUGUCACGUUAUGGUCUACAUAUUAUAUGGUACGUAGCUCCUGAAUCAUGAUUUUUUUUUUUUUUUUUUGCCCCUUCAUAUUAAAGGUGGAAGUUUUAGGUUGCUUCAUGGGUUGUGCUCUUUUCUUUUCUGGUGUCGGAAAGUUUUAGGAAUAGUUUUGUUCCCAUGUGUGGGGUCUUCAAUUUGUGAUGUAAAUGGAGCUCGAUGUAACGCUUAUGAUAUAUGCCGAACCUGUCGUUGUAUCAAAAAGAAGGGGGGAAAGCCUUCUUGAUAAUCUUGGAUAGAGUAGUUAGUAUCUGUGGUUGCCGGGAA
Molecule: messenger RNA, 1280 nt
Organism: Asparagus officinalis (garden asparagus)
Lineage: Eukaryota; Viridiplantae; Streptophyta; Magnoliopsida; Asparagales; Asparagaceae
Product: probable 2-oxoglutarate-dependent dioxygenase ANS
Exons: 3
Source: RefSeq, a predicted model, not a curated record